Molecule: messenger RNA, 2421 nt
Organism: Liolophura sinensis
Lineage: Eukaryota; Metazoa; Mollusca; Polyplacophora; Chitonida; Chitonidae
Product: golgin subfamily A member 6-like protein 2
Exons: 3
Coding region: 392-1396 (334 amino acids)
Source: RefSeq, a predicted model, not a curated record
CCCGCCGCCAGAUAUCUGGCGUAUGACUCGUUCGCCUCACCGUUUGCUCUCUUGUAACUUACAAGCAGCGCCGGAGCUGUUGUAUCUUUAGUGCCCAUAUCGAGUCAGAUUUAACCAGCGUGUUCGAGGUCAGCGAACAGACAGCGCUGCUCCCCUGCCUAUAUCUUCUUCACAGCAGCCCACAGCCCUAACCUACACACCGGCAGAGUUAUUAAAAGUUUUUGCCCGGAAUUUCAUACCCAUAGUACCAGGCAAGCCAAACCCGAGGAUUCAGCACUCUUUGGUUUCGCAGUCGACUAGAGACUAGAGCUCCGACUCAGGGCACAGUACCCCGGACCAUCGACAUACUCCCCAAGUACUACACGAGCAGGAUAGUCAGGCAUUGAUCAAGAUGGAUUUCGCGGAUUUCGAGGACGUGAAGAACAAAAUUGUGAAAUUGAAGUAUGAUUUGGACGUGACAAAAGGGGAGAAUUACGAACUCCAAGAUGCACUCAAAAAGACCAACAUGAAGGCGGACGAGACCGAGGUCAAGUUUGAAAACACAGAGAGAGCAAAGGAAUGGCUGGCGCACCAGAUGAACGAGCUGAAAGAUGGCAUGGACAUCUUGAAGAGCGAUCGGGUGAAGCUGGGGGACUGGCUAGAACAAACCAAGGAGGAGAACGAACGGCUGGCCUCCAAACUGGCGCGUACGGAAGAGGAACUAGAAAACAUUAAAGAUGCAAACAGCGAGCUGAACAGUCAACUGGCGGACAUGAAGGCGACUAAAGAGGCAAAUGAAACUCUGACCCGGGAAUUGAACCGCUUGAGGGACGAGAAAGAUCGAAUGGCGGACGAACUUGAACAAACCGGGUUGCUGUCCAGAAAUCAGAAGAUGGAACUGGACCGCCAGAACGACGAAGUAGCCAGAGCCAGACGACAGUUGGAUGAAUCUCUGAACGAAAGGAAUCGUCUGUGGGCCAGGUUGGAAGCCGGUACGAACGAGAGCUUUUCAGAGAGAGAAGAGAUGGAGAAAAUGAAAGACGAGAACGAACGACUGCUGAAAAGUAUCGACAUGAUCACGGACAGCUACGAGCAGGCCAAAGAGACGGCGGACUCCCAGUUCAGAGAGUUGCGGACCCUGCGAGAAAACAUGGCCGACUAUGAAAAUUUCCAGAGGCAGUUUGAGACGCUGAAGAUCGACCACAGCACCGCUACGGACGAUCUGGAGGCUGCGAAUCGCCAGCUGAUGAUGACCAAGCAGGAAGUGGAGACGCUGCGCGCUGAUAACUUGAAGCUGACGAGAGAAAACGACCAGCUGAAGGAAGACAAUGAGCUGUUAUGGAGCAGGCUGCAGCAGUCUCAGUCCGACAAAGAUCGCGUGAUGAGCGAGAUUGCGCGAGAAUUGGCGGGAUUGUAACACCGGCUGAGACACAAUAUGUUCUAUUCAUUAACAAAAAAGAAGUAGUCUGGUAUCUGGAAACGGGUUUUACUCCCUCUAACCCUCCUCAAACGCGAAGGUAUCGUCCUGUACGAUUUACCUCCGUAGACGUGUGAUCUGGUCAUUUGACUUAUUGACGGCUUUAAGACAAUCCAUUCUGCCUCGUUUUCGAUGACAUGAUUUUUUUAAUCCAAUGUAUAACUGAAAUUUUCUGUUCGAGACCCAUUAACAAACUAAGCUGGAUUACACUGCAUGGAGGCAAAUUAUCGACAUAAUCUUGGCAAGGUGGGAGAAAGAGAUUAUUGAACCUAUAGUGACCAGAAACUGGAUUAACCAAAGGAAAUAAAGACAAAUAAUAACAAAAAGUCACUGAAACUGAUUACACUGCCGGACUUUCGUAAAUACAACUAAACCUAGGUAAUUUUAUAAGAUCCUGUAAAAAACAUGUAGUUAGUUGCCUUUCAUAUUGAACUGAGGUUCAGUUAGUAGCGAGCCUUGUCUGAAGGUAUUAUUUAUCUUCUUUUCGUUCUUUCUGACAAUUGUGUGGAUAAAAAUGGUGAAUAAUACAAAAUGUAAUGCUUUAUGUGAUAGCCCUUUGUUUACAGAAAAUCGUAGAGCUUUAUAUGGGAUCAAAUUUUGUUUCAGAAUCCAGUUUAUGCGUAUUUAUCAGUUUGCUUCGGAUAUUUACAUAUCAUUAUGUUAUAUAAAUAGUAGUUGUGUAGUGGCGCGAUUGUUUGUGACAGAGGUAAUUCUUCCCGGGCCGGCCUGUUUGGGAGAUUGCCAUACUACCCCCAGCCCCCAUCCACUCUGAUACCUAUGCCCAAACUGACUUUGGAAUAAGCAUCAGUUGAGCAGUAUUCUUUAUCGCGUAAGAAAAAAAUCUACUUUCUUUCGUGUCAUUGUACGCGCAUUGUUUUGUGCACAUGUAUGCAAAUGUUUAUUUACUUGACGUCAACCUUUUUUCAUUCUAAUGUUCAAAUAAAAUGUAAAAUUAUAUGAACCAA